Messenger RNA from Fragaria vesca subsp. vesca, 2908 nucleotides. RefSeq names its product golgin candidate 6-like. Gene Ontology annotation, biological process: transcytosis; intracellular protein transport; endoplasmic reticulum to Golgi vesicle-mediated transport. The coding region runs from base 1 to 2736 and encodes 911 amino acids. Lineage: Eukaryota; Viridiplantae; Streptophyta; Magnoliopsida; Rosales; Rosaceae. The transcript is spliced from 18 exons. The record is from RefSeq and is a predicted model, not a curated record. Gene Ontology annotation, cellular component: endoplasmic reticulum; Golgi stack; Golgi membrane.
AUGGAUUUGGUGAAUAGUUACAAGGGGGUUGUAGGUCUGGUUUUCGGCAAUGAGAAAUCUUCGUCUUCAAAUGAAGAUAGUCAUGUCGAGCGGUUGCUGGACUGUAUAAGCAAUGGGAAGCUGGCAGAGGACAGGAGGACUGCUAUGGUGGAGCUUCAGUCUGUUGUGGCUGAAAGCUCUGGUGCUCAGCUGGCGUUUGGAGCCAUGGGAUUUCCUGUUAUGAUGGGUGUAUUGAGAGAAGAACGCGACGAUGUUGAAAUGAUCCGAGGUGCCCUAGAAACUCUUGUAGGUGCCUUGACUCCUAUUGAACAUUCAAAAAUCCCAAAGAACGAGAUUCAACCAGCUUUGAUGAACACGGAUUUGCUUUCUAGAGAAGCAGACAGCAUUUCACUUCUCUUAAGUUUGUUGUCAGAGGAGGAUUUCUAUGUACGGUAUUACACUCUUCAGCUUUUGACCGCUCUUCUCACGAAUUCUCCAAAUAGGUUACAGGAAGCCAUUCUGACCAUACCUCGUGGUAUAACUCGCCUAAUGGAUAUGCUUAUGGAUCGUGAGGUUAUACGAAAUGAGGCCUUGUUACUACUUACUUACUUGACACGUGAAGCUGAGGAAAUUCAAAAAAUUGUGGUCUUUGAAGGUGCUUUUGAAAAGAUCUUCAGCAUCAUCAGAGAGGAAGGUGGCUCAGAUGGUGGUGUUGUUGUCCAGGACUGUAUUGAACUGUUAAACAACCUUAUUCGGAAGAAUGCAUCUAAUCAGAUACUACUGAGGGAGACAAUUGGAUUUGAUCCAUUAAUGUCAAUUUUGAAGUUACGAGGAAGUACUUACAGUUUCACUCAACAAAAGACAAUUAAUCUACUCAGUUCGUUGGAAACUAUUAAUUUGCUAAUUAUGGGAGGUUCAGAGGCUGAUCCUGGAAAAGAUGCAAAUAAGCUGGCAAACAAGACAACUCUUGUUCAGAAAAAAGUCUUGGACCAUCUUUUAAUGCUGGGUGUAGAAAGCCAGUGGGCACCUGUUGCUGUCCGUUGUGCGGCAUUACAAUGCGUUGGUAAUCUGAUUAUUGGACAUUCCAAGAAUCUUGAUGCCAUUGCAAGCAAAGUUCUUGGGGAGGGGCCACAGGAACCUGCUCUGAACUCAAUUCUACGAAUCAUCUUAAGGACAUCUAGUGUACAAGAAUUUGUUGCAGCAGAUUAUGUUUUUAAGAGCUUUUGUGAGAAAAAUGCUGAUGGCCAAAAAAUGUUAGCGUCAACAUUGAUUCCUCAACCACAUUCAAUGACUCAUGCACCGCUUGAGGAAGAUGUGAACGUGUCAUUUGGAAGCAUAUUGUUACAAGGUCUUACCAUGAGCGAGAAUGAAGUUGAUCUUGAGACAUGUUGCAGAGCUGCCAGUGUUCUAUCUCAUAUCAUGAAAGACAAUGUCCACUGCAAGGAAAAGGUGUUACAUAUUGAACUUGAAGCACCUACGCCAUCUUUAGGCGCUUCUGAACCUCUAAUGUAUCGCAUGGUAACAUACUUGGCCCUUUCCUCUUCCAUGAAAAACAAAGAUGGGAAGUCAAGUGGAAAUGCAUAUAUUCAACCAAUUCUCUUGAAAAUGCUGGUGACUUGGCUAGCUGAUUUCCCUAGUGCUGUGCAUUGCUUCCUAGAUUCACGUCCCCACAUCACAUAUCUGCUCGAGUUGGUAUCCAGUUCAUCUGCUACAGUGUUCAUAAAGGGACUGGCGGCUGUUCUUCUGGGAGAGUGUGUUAUCUACAAUAAAUCUGGUGAAAGUGGGAAAGAUGCUUUUACUGUAGUUGAUUCCAUAAGCCAGAAGGUUGGACUCACAUCAUACUUUCUGAAGUUUGAUGAAAUGAGAAAAAGCUUCCUUUUCACCUCUGCAAGGUCUGCUGAGCCCCCUAAACAGUUAACUAGAUCUGCUUCUGCUGGUAUGGUAGAGCCUGAAGAUGUUGAGGAGAACAAUUUAUCUGAUCAGAAAGAUGAGGAUCUACCGGUUCUGUCCUCAAUCUUUGAUGCUGCAUUUGUAAACCUUGUUAAGAGUUUAGAGGCAAACAUCAGAGAAAAAAUUGUUGAGGUUUACAGUCAACCAAAGAGCAAUGUGGCAGUGGUGCCAGCAGAAUUGGAACAAAAGAGUGGGGAAAGCGAUGGGGAGUAUAUUAAGCGGCUGAAGGAAUUUGUGGAAAAGCAAUGCUUUGAAAUACAGGACCUCCUUGGCCGCAAUGCAAGCUUGGCUGAGGACGUAGCAGCAACUGGUGGGGCCAGUCAUUCUCGGUCUGAACAAGGCACAGGCUCAGAUAGAGUUCACGUAGAGGCACUUAGACGAGAUCUUCAAGAAGCCUCUAAGCGGUUGGAGUUGCUCAAGGCAGAGAAAGCCAAGAUUGAAUCUGAGGCAUCCAUGUAUAAAAACUUGGCUGGCAAGAUGGAAUCCGACCUGAAGAGUCUAUCAGAUGCUUACAACAGUCUUGAGCAGGCCAAUUUCCAACUAGAAAAGGAGGUAAGAGGUGAAAAGGGUGUGGGGUCUUUGGCCUUUCCAGAUGUGGAUGCAAUUAGAGCUCAGGCAAGGGAAGAAGCUCAGAAGGAGAGCGAGGCAGAGCUGAAUGAUCUUCUCGUAUGCCUCGGACAAGAACAGAGCAAGGUUGAAAAGCUUAGUGGUAGGUUGUUGGAGUUGGGGGAGGACGUGGACAAGCUGCUUGAAGAUAUUGGAGAUGAUAUGGGAUUGCCUGCAGAUGGUGAAGAGGAGGAAGAGUGACUGAUGACACUGUUGUCCGACUUGUGUUAUUUUUAUUUCAUCUCGCCUGUAUAUUUCUAGUUGAAUCAGUGAAUUGUACAGUUUGAUAUUUAUUCUCAAUGAUACUCAUCAAAACUUUUGUGUCGGUUGAACUUGAAACGAACUUUGUGGGUAAUUUGGGCCCUUUCGUCAG